Messenger RNA from Saccostrea cuccullata (small rock oyster), 1378 nucleotides. RefSeq names its product glycoprotein 3-alpha-L-fucosyltransferase A-like. Gene Ontology annotation, cellular component: membrane. The transcript has a single exon. Lineage: Eukaryota; Metazoa; Mollusca; Bivalvia; Ostreida; Ostreidae. Gene Ontology annotation, molecular function: fucosyltransferase activity. The coding region runs from base 49 to 1185 and encodes 378 amino acids. The record is from RefSeq and is a predicted model, not a curated record.
ACAAAACUUUGGAAGAAAUAUUAGGUGGAAAUUUCCUGUAUUUUCAGAAUGCUUAUACCUUCCAGUCGUUGUAUGAAAAAAUACUUGUUCUUCUCUAGCAUUGUUCUUUUCCUUAUUCUUGUACACCAAUUCUCUCUUCCUCUCCUGGUCCAAGAACGUGUAUUCCCUGUCUAUAGAAGAUCGACAAAGGAGACUGAUUCGGAUGACAUGUAUAAAAAGAGGAACAUCAGUUUCAAUAUUCUGUACUAUAAUCCACCCCGGGACUGGAAUAAGGGUCCAGACAUCGUGAAUUUCCUUGAAUGUCCGUAUAAAGACUGCUCCGUUACUACGUACAAGUCACAGCUCAAGAACAGUAAAGCUGUGAUUUUUCAACAUCACCCACUGCCUGAAAAACCACCGGUAAAAUUUCCCGGGCAAAUUUGGAUAUUUACUUUUUCGGAGAGUCCUUAUCAUACACGAAGGACUGUAUUACUUCCUGCUUGGGAUGGUGUUUUUGAUUGGUCAUUGUCCUAUAGGAGAGAUUCAGAUGCCUAUUUUGGUUAUGGGCAGAUAAUUCCUCGGAUUUCCACUUUAGAAAGAGAUUACGACUCUGUGUUUUCUCAGAAGGUGGGAGAUGUAGCUUGGAUUGUAAGUAACUGCAGAACACAAAGCAAAAGAGAGAAAUAUGUAGAAGAACUGCAGAAAUAUGUGAAUGUAGAUGUGUUUGGAAAAUGUGGCGCCAAAUGUGAGUCGUAUCAACUCUUAGGGAACGAUUCCUGUCACAGAGCAAUCUCGAAAGACUACAAAUUUUAUCUUUCGUUCGAGAACUCGUUGUGUAUAGAUUACACGUCAGAGAAACUGUAUCAUAUCUAUUUGUUGGACCUUCCAAUUAUCCCUGUUGUUAGAGGAACCAUGACAGGCAAAGAGUACAUUCCGGCAGAGACGUAUAUAGAUACACUGGACUUCAUAACACCCAAAGACUUGGCAGACACCCUAAAGAAGAUAGGAAAUAAUAAAACACAAUAUCUAAACAUGCUGAGAGCUAAAGACAAGUAUACAUCAAAACACUCUUGGCAGACGUACGAAGAAGCUCUUUGUAAAAUAUGCAGAAAGUUACACUAUAACUCGACAGUGAGCCAGCCUUUAAAUGUGCUGAAUUGGUUUUUCUUAAAUUCUUGUCGCGACCCCUUUGACAUAUACAUGUGAUCACUGCAAAAUAUCCUCGUAUUCAAGUUAUUGUCUUUUAAUCAUUGUUUAGCAUGUAAUGAGAUAGAUAUUAAAAGUCUCGUUCGACUGGGUGUUAGUGGCAAUGUUAUCUCUGUAGGACGAUUGUUUUGCCAUUGAUUGAAGAAGGCUGAAAAAUAUUUUUCUAGUUAAUGAAUGCAUGUCAUUUUACUCA